AUGGCGGACACUGCCGCGGCGGCAGCAGCACCAGCAACCACGACUGCGACUGCUACAUCCACAGCGUCUCCAGCAUCACCCAAGGGCCCGGCCUCUCCCAGGAGCCCUACGAAAAGUGCAACGCCGGAAGGAGAAGGGCUUGGUUCCGAACAACAGAUCGAAGCGGCCGAUGACUUAGAGGAGCCGGAUGACAAUGAUGACGCCAACUCGGCAGUCGGCAGCUCAAUACAAUCAUCCACCGGCUCAUUGACCGAAAGUAUCUACGCUUACCGCGUACUACACGGCAGAACGUUUAAUGCCCCCAAGACAUCUGAGUACUGGUGUCCAAAUGACGAGCAACAAAAUGAGGGUCUCGACUUACUGCACAAUGCCGCCUUGAUGGUUUUGAACGACGAACUGUUCCUGGCGCCAAUCGGCGAAAAUCCACAGAAGGUGCUCGAUGUCGGAACGGGAACUGGAAUAUGGGCAAUCGAUUUCGCAGAUGUGUAUCCAGCGGCAGAGGUGAUAGGAACCGAUCUCAGCCCCAUACAACCAGCUUGGAUGCCUCCAAAUGUCAAGUUCGAGAUAGAUGACUGCCUCCUCGAUUGGACGUGGCCGGAGAACCAUUUCGACUACAUCCACAUAAGGAUGCUUUACGGGAGCAUACCUGACUGGAACGACUUGUACAAAAAGGCCUUUAAACACCUGAAACCCGGCAAAUGGUUUGAGGAUGUCGAGUUCGAUGUGCGUAUACAAUCGGACCAUGCCGUCAUUCCGGAAGACCACAUGUUCAAUAGUUGGGCUGAGGCGUUCUAUGAGGCUGGCGACAAAUUGGGGCGCUCCUUUCGUAUCGCUUAUGACGGCACUCUGAAGAAGGCUAUGGAGGAAGCCGGCUUUGUCGAUAUUCAUGAAGUGAAGGUCAAGAUGCCAUGCCAUGGCUGGCCACGAGAUCCCAAACUACAACAGGCGGGCUUGCUAAUGUUCGCAAUGCUGGAUCAGAGUCUUGAAGGAUUCUGCCUGUAUUUGUUCAGCAAAGCACUCGGUUGGACAGCGGAAGAAAUCCUUCUAUUCGUGGCUAAAUAUAGAGCCGAGUUAAAGAAGAAGAGCCUGUGCGGUUGGCUGCAAGUGACCGUUGUAUAUGGGCGAAAGCCAGAAAUUGGAGAGUAA
Molecule: messenger RNA, 1146 nt
Organism: Daldinia caldariorum
Lineage: Eukaryota; Fungi; Ascomycota; Sordariomycetes; Xylariales; Hypoxylaceae
Product: S-adenosyl-L-methionine-dependent methyltransferase
Exons: 6
Coding region: 1-1146 (381 amino acids)
Molecular function (GO): methyltransferase activity
Source: RefSeq, a predicted model, not a curated record